Molecule: messenger RNA, 4132 nt
Organism: Ceratosolen solmsi marchali
Lineage: Eukaryota; Metazoa; Arthropoda; Insecta; Hymenoptera; Agaonidae
Gene: dre4
Product: SPT16 homolog, facilitates chromatin remodeling subunit dre4
Exons: 19
Coding region: 222-3638 (1138 amino acids)
Biological process (GO): transcription elongation by RNA polymerase II
Cellular component (GO): FACT complex
Molecular function (GO): nucleosome binding
Source: RefSeq, a predicted model, not a curated record
GGCCGCGCUUUUUUUCGAGAGCCGAAGGAGCGAGGAGAAGACCCUCUCAAAGUCCGUGGCGGAGGUUUAGGGAAGCUCGUGGCCGCAGGCGGUUAUUGCGCCCUUUAGCGCCUAUCGCGGUUAGGGAGAUCGGAUCUUUGAUCCCGCCAUAUAUUCCCGCGUGCGGAGCCAGGUCGGCGUUAUUAACGGACGAGGCCGGCCAGCGAGCUAAUCAGCGAGACAUGGCCAACGUUUCGCUCGACAAGGAUACGUUUUUCCGGCGUAUUAAGCGCUUGUACGGCGCUUGGAAGGAUGGAGAGGCCGGCAGCGAUGACAGCCUUGGCAAAAUGGAUUGCCUCGUCUCGGUCGUUGGGGCCGACGAGGACGUUGUUUACAGCAAGUCCACGGCUCUCCAGACCUGGCUUAUUAAUUACGAACUACCGGAUACUGUCAUGAUUUUGGCCGACGAUUCCAUUAAUUUUCUUGCAAGUAAGAAAAAAAUUGAAUUCUUGCGAAAAUUAGAAGACACAAAAUCGGAAGAUAACGGCGUUCCUCCUGUGAAACUCUUCAUUAGAGACAGAGGCGACGAAGAUAAAGCCAAUUUUGCAAAACUCAUAGAUAUUAUUAAAAGCAGCAAAAAGGGUAAAAUGACUGGGAUAUUUAGCAAAGAUAAUUACAAAUCUGGUUUUGCAGAAGCGUGGAAGACAGCCGUGAAGAAAGAAAAUUUUGAUACCGUCGAUGUGAGUGCUGCCGUAGCCUAUAUAAUGUGCCCAAAAGAAGAUUCUGAAAUUCUUACGGUUAAAAAAGCUUGUUUAGUGUCGGUCGAUGUUUUUACAAAGUACCUUAAAGAUCAGAUUUUGGAAAUUAUUGAUAACGAUAAGAAAGUGAAGCAUUCGAAACUGGCGGAUGGAGUGGACGCUGCAGUAACGGACAAAAAGUAUGUCACAGGCGUCGAUACCUCUCAAGUAGAUAUGUGCUACCCAGCCAUAAUUCAAAGCGGUGGCAAUUAUUCCUUGAAAUUCAGCGCUGUCAGUGAUAAUAAUGUGCUUCAUUUUGGUGUCAUAAUUUGUUCGUUAGGAGCUCGUUACAAAAUGUAUUGUUCUAACAUUGUUAGAACCUUAUUGGUCAAUCCAACAAGUUCAAUCGAGGAGAAUUAUAAUUUUUUACUACAAAUUGAAGAAGAGAUUUUAAAGAAACUAACGGCUGGAACGAAAUUGAGUGAAGUGUAUGAGGUUGCUAUUAAGUUUGUGAAGGAUGAGAAACCGAAAAUGGUGGAUCAUCUUACAAAAAGUUUUGGUUUUGCGAUGGGAAUCGAGUUUAGAGAAAGUUCGAUGGUCUUGGGACCCAAGACCAAUAUAUUCGCUAAAAAGGGAAUGGUCUUUAACGUUAAUGUCGGCCUAUCGAAUCUUACUAAUCCAGAAGCAACUGAUAAGGAAGCCAAAACGUAUGCACUCUUUGUAGGUGACACGGUACUUGUGAACGAGGGUCAACCAGCAUCUAUUCUCACGCCAUCUAAGAAGAAGAUAAAAAAUAUUGGUAUUUUCUUGAAAGACGAUGAAGAAGAAGAGGAAGACAGUGGUAAAGAAAAUGAGCCUAAGCCUGAGAUUCUCGGACGGGGUAAGAGGACAGCUGUCAUUGAAUCUAAGCUAAGAAUCGAGCAUAGUUCGGAAGAAAAAAGAAAGCAGCAUCAAAAGGAAUUGGCUCAGCAAUUAAAUGAAAAUGCUAAAGCUCGCUUAGCUCAGCAGUCAAGUGGCAAAGAGGAAGAAAAAAUUCGUAAAUCAACGGUCUCUUACAAAAGUCUUAAUAGUAUGCCCCAUGAUACAGAAGUGAAAGAGCUCAAGCUGUUUGUAGAUAAAAAGUACGAGACUGUAAUCUUGCCCAUCUAUGGAGUACCAGUACCAUUCCAUAUAUCGACGAUCAAAAACAUUUCUCAAUCUGUCGAAGGCGACUAUACUUAUCUCAGAAUAAAUUUCUUUCAUCCUGGUGCAACCAUGGGACGAAACGAAGGUGGUGUUUAUCCCCAGAACGACGCCACGUUCGUUAAAGAAGUGACUUAUCGCAGUACAAAUACUAAGGAACCCGGUGAAAUUUCAGCACCAUCAUCGAAUUUGAACACUGCCUUUAGAUUAAUUAAAGAAGUUCAAAAGAAAUUCAAAAACAGAGAGGCCGAGGAACGCGAGAAGGAGGAUCUUGUUAAACAAGAUACUCUAGUUUUAUCACAAAAUAAGGGAAAUCCCAGAUUAAAGGACCUAUACAUAAGACCAAAUAUUGUAAGUAAGCGAAUGACAGGUGGAUUAGAGGCACAUUCUAAUGGAUUCCGUUACACUUCGGUCAGAGGCGAUAAAGUAGAUAUUCUGUAUAAUAACAUAAAGAAUGCCUUCUUUCAACCUUGCGACGGAGAGAUGAUUAUUCUUCUUCAUUUUCAUCUGAAACACGCCAUUAUGUUCGGAAAGAAGAAGCACGUCGAUGUACAGUUUUACACCGAAGUUGGUGAAAUUACAACGGAUUUAGGAAAACAUCAGCAUAUGCACGAUCGCGAUGAUCUAGCGGCAGAGCAGUCGGAAAGGGAGCUUAGAAAAAAGUUAAAAACAGCGUUUAAAAGCUUCUGUGAAAAAGUGGAAUUUAUGACAAAACAAGAAAUUGAAUUUGAUAAGCCAUUCAGAGAUCUUGGUUUUCCUGGUGCACCAUUCAGAAGUACUGUACUCCUACAGCCGUCGAGUGGUUGUCUUGUUAAUUUAACGGAAUGGCCCCCAUUUGUUAUCACCCUAGAAGAUGUCGAGUUAGUGCAUUUUGAAAGAGUACAGUUUCAUUUGAAGAAUUUCGAUAUGAUUUUUGUUUUCAAAGAUUACCAUCGAAAAGUAGCAAUGGUAAAUGCUAUACCUAUGAACAUGCUGGAUCAUGUGAAGGAAUGGCUAAAUUCAUGCGAUAUAAGAUAUUCUGAGGGCGUUCAAUCAUUGAAUUGGACCAAAAUUAUGAAAACAAUUACCGACGAUCCGGAAGGAUUCUUUGAGAGUGGUGGCUGGACAUUUUUAGAUCCUGAAAGCGAUGCUGAGAAUGAGGAAGUUGACGAUGAAGAUGAAGAGGAAGAUGAUGCUUAUGAGCCAUCGGAUUCGGGUACUGAAGAAGAAUCCGAUGAUGAUUCCGAGUAUUCCGAGGCAUCCGAAGAUUCUGACAGCGAUGAAGAGGAAUUGGGUAGUUCAGAGGAGUCUGGGAAAGAUUGGUCAGAUCUUGAAAGAGAGGCAGCCGAAGAAGAUAAAGAGAGAGGAGAUGAAUAUGUCGAUGAUUAUAGUAAAAAUAAAAAAGGAAGUAAACACGUACCGCCCCCAAAAGAUAGACACAACUCCAAACACAAAAGUUCAUCAAAUUCAAAGAGUAAACAUUCAUCUAGUGGUAGAGACAAAGAUAGAAGAUCUUCGGAUAAACAUCACAGAUCGGAUCGAUCAAAGAGUGGGGGAUCACAUAAGAAAGUGUCAUCUCCUUCAAAAUCAUCCAAGCACAGCCCGAAGAAGAGUGAUAAGCAUGAUAGGCGUGACAAGCACAACAGUAGUAGCAGUAAACAUGACAAACAUAAAUCAUCUUCACAUUCAUCAAGUAGUAAGAAACGUUCACGAGAUGAUAGUUCUGAUAAACACAAAAGCCCUAAGAAAUCCAAAAAAUAAGUGUUGAUGUGCGCAAAUGCUGAAAGAAAACAAAUGUAAUGCCUGUAUAAUAAGCAGACUUUCAUAUUAUAAGUUACAUUAAUUGUGACUAGUUUUUUUCCGAGACUUUGUACAAGAACUCCACGAACAUUAUGAAAAUCACUCUACAGCUGUAAGGUCAUAUGAAAAUCGUCUUAGCGGUUGUAACUUUCAGUGAAAUAUUUAAGUUCAUUUACUUUUUGUUGUAUUCAUUUAACUAAGAUUCGUUAUAACUCACAAAUAUUUUUAUAAACUUCAUCUGAUAUAAAGAGAAAAAGAUAUUGUAGAGCAAAUUUCGUUUUUACAGUUUACUAUGUUACAAAUAUUUAUAUUAUUACAUGAUUAUGUUAUUAGUUUCAUACCACGUCAAUACUAUAUGUAAUGUUUUAAAUCAGGGACGACUUUUAUACUGAAGAAAAUUUGUAGUGUACAGUUGUAAUAAUUAUUAGUACAAGUUUAUUCAGACAGUAAAAAGU